Molecule: messenger RNA, 475 nt
Organism: Triticum dicoccoides
Lineage: Eukaryota; Viridiplantae; Streptophyta; Magnoliopsida; Poales; Poaceae
Exons: 1
Coding region: 57-308 (83 amino acids)
Source: RefSeq, a predicted model, not a curated record
UAGCGCAUACCAAAGGGCCAAUAAUAUCUCCGGUUCUUGAUUAGCAAAGCGUAGCAAUGGCGAAGCGUCUGGAUGUCGCGCUCCUGCUGCUGCUGGUGGUGAUGGUGCUCGCGUCCUGCGACGGGAGGGAGCUGAAAGGGAAUGGCGGCGCCGGUGGCGGCGUCGACGAGGUGAAGGAUGUGGUGCCCAGGUUGCCGACGCUGCCGCCUCUGGUACCACUACCCAAACUGCCGCUGCCGCUGCCGCCCGUGGUCCCUGGGAUCCCUCCGGCUGCUCGCGGCUCUGCCGACAGCAAUAAGUCUCCAUGAUGAUGCACCUGCAGCUGAUCAACUUGUCGUCGUCGUAGACUUCUAGCAAGCUAGCACCGGCCGGAAGCAGAACAUCGGUCGGCGUUCCGCUGACGUCCGUGCGCCUUGAUCUGUAGCAAUUAUAUGUCCGCCAUGUUUCCUUUCAGUUCAUGUUCAGGUUCUUGUUC